UUGCCAUUGCCUGGUCUAUAAAACCCUGCAGGUUGUUACUACGCAAGACCAACUCAACUAAAAAGAUUCAAGAUUCAGUAAGUCGUUGAUAAAAACCUCACUACAUAUUUAUAAGCUCAGAGCUGUGAUUGUUAAUAGUUAAUUGAUUGUUAAAUAGUGUAUGUUUUUUAUCGCAGACAGUUGAAUUGACAACAUGAAUCCCAAAUUGGAAAGAGUGAAAGAAAUUUCAACGACAGAAUUGGGAGAAGGACCUCACUGGGAUGCGGAAACUCAAAGUUUAUAUUUGGUGGAUAUCUUUGGACAGGCGAUUCAUCGAUACGUUCCUGCUACUAGGCAACAUACUAAAGUAGUUUUAGAAAGAUCAAAAGUCCCAUCUGACGCAGCUUACAAAAGAAAAAAUUUAGUUUCGCUAGUUCUACCCGUUAAAGGACAGAAAGACAGAUUUGUCGUUGGUCUUGAUCGAGAACUACUUGCAGUGACAUGGGAUGGAGUAAGUGACAAAGUAACUAACAUAGAAAAAAUUGUCGAAGUUCAAACUGAAAAUGAACUAGUUAAUAACAGAUUUAAUGAUGGUAAAUGCGAUCCUUCUGGAAGAAUAUGGGCAGGUACUAUGGGAGAAGAACCAACAAAUGGUAAUGUUGCACCUGGAAGAGGUUCCCUAUUUUCAAUCCAAAAUGGCAAAGCAGUUAAACACUUGGGACAAUUAGGAAUAUCUAAUGGAUUGGCAUGGAAUGAGCAGCUAAAAAAGAUGUACUACAUUGAUUCGUUUAAAAGAUGUAUAGAAGAAUACGAUUUUGACAUUCAAAAUGGAACAAUUUCCAAUGGCAAAUCUAUAUUCAGUCUCGAAAAGAAUAACGUAGUAGGAUUUCCUGAUGGUAUGACUAUAGACGUUGAUGGUAAUCUGUGGGUAGCUGUUUUUGGUGGAUAUAAAGUAAUCAAAAUCGAUCCAAGAAAACCUGAAACUCUUUUGGCCACAAUUCCUAUUCCUGCAAAAGAGGUAACUUCUGUAACAUUUGGGGGACCUAAUCUUGAUGAACUAUAUGUAACAUCAGCGAACUUUACUAUUAAUGGGGAAGUGCUUCCUCCCCCAGAACAUGGAGGAACCUAUAAAGUUACAGGAUUGAACACCAAGGGUUAUGCCGGAGUGUUGGUUUCUUUUCAACUUUCUUCGCCUUUUCUGAGACUGGAAGAAAUUUCAACGACAGAAUUGGGAGAAGGACCUCACUGGGAUGCGGAAACUCAAAGCUUAUAUUUUGUGGAUCUGUUUGGACAGGCCAUACAUAGAUAUGUUCCUGCUACUAGGCAACAUACUAAAGCUGUUUUAGAUACAUUUACAGUUCUAACUGAAGCAGAUUACAGAAAUAGUUUUACUGGAGAUAGGCUGAUCCAAGGGCCCAAGCGCUCAGGGAAAAACGUGGUUUCACUAAUUCUCCCCGUUAAAGGGCAAAAAGACAGGUUUGUUGUUAGUGUUAAUCGAACACUAGUUAUAGUUACUUGGGAUGGAGUGAGUGACAUAGUAACUAACGUGGAGAAAAUUAUCGAAGUUGACACUGAAACAGAAUUAAUUAACAACAGAUUUAAUGAUGGUAAAUGUGAUCCUUCUGGAAGAAUCUGGGCAGGUACUAUAGGAGAAGAUCCUUCAAACAUCAACGUUGCAGGUUCUCUAUUUUCGAUUGAAUAUGGUAGAGCAGUUAAACACUUACGACAAGUACAAAUUUCUAAUGGUUUGGCAUGGAAUGAGCACUUACAAAAGAUGUACUAUAUUGAUACUUUUAAAAGAUCUGUAUAUGAGUUUGAUUUUGAUAUUAUAAAUGGAAGAAUUUACAAUGGACAGACUAUUUUCAAUCUAACGAAGCAUAACAUAGAAGGAUUUCCUGAUGGUAUGACUAUAGAUGUUGAUGGUAACCUGUGGGUCGCUGUUUUUAGUGGAUAUAGAGUGAUAAAAAUUGAUCCAAGACAACCAGAAACACUCUUGGACACAAUUCCUAUUCCUGCAAAACAGAUUUCAUCUGUAGCCUUUGGUGGACCUAACCUUGACGAGCUGUAUGUAACAUCAGGAACAUUUACUACUGAUGGAGAAGUACUUUCUUCACCAGAACAUGGAGGAACUUACAGAGUUACAGGAUUGAACACCAGAGGCUAUCCUGGAGUAUCUGCAGUAUUAUAAAGAUGUUUAAUUUAGUUAUUGGUGAAACGCCGCGCCGUGUAAAGGUGGUGUUUCUUUAUAUGGAAAAGUAUUAAUUAAUUUUGUAAAACAAUCUAAAUUAUGAAAAAAUAUAUAGUUUUUACAUA
Diabrotica virgifera virgifera (western corn rootworm) is the source of this 2292-nucleotide messenger RNA. RefSeq lists its product as uncharacterized. NCBI's taxonomy places the organism in Eukaryota, Metazoa, Arthropoda, Insecta, Coleoptera, Chrysomelidae. Gene Ontology annotation, biological process: L-ascorbic acid biosynthetic process. Bases 194 to 2167 code for a protein of 657 amino acids. The transcript has 15 exons. The record is from RefSeq and is a predicted model, not a curated record. Gene Ontology annotation, molecular function: calcium ion binding; gluconolactonase activity.